AUGUCGGCCAUCGGCUCCGAAGCGAAGCUAUCCGAACCGGAAGAGUCGCAGCUCUCGGCGCCUCCUCCUCUCAGCGACCUGGACAGCUCCGACAGCGACAGCGAGUCAGAAUCAAAAGAGGCGGAACAGGAGACGGAGGCUGAGCCCGUAGAAUGGCUCGCCACCUCACGAUCGCGCCGCGCCACGGCUGGCAAUCGCAUGAAGUCGAUGCUCGCCAACGAAGAGCCGGAUUCCGACCUCGAACUGCUAUUUGCCGAAUCCGAGAAUGACCAGGGCUUCUCCGACGUCGGUGAUGACGCCUCUGACGUUCAGAUGGACUCGUCGUCCGACGACGAGGACGAGAACAAUGCUGGCGACGAUCUCGAGGGCGAACAGGAGCUCGAGCGACAGGCUCGGGAGCGGCGCGCAGCCCAGCGGAAGCGAAAGGCCCAAGAUGCCAUCCCGGCCAAGUUCAGAAAAAAGGUCCGCAUCAACCCGGCAGCAUCAGACACCUCAACGCCGGCUCCCGCGCCUCGACCCAAGAAGAAAUCCGAACGCACUUCAUGGCUGCCCUCGCCGGCCGAUCUUCCCACUCGAGCAUCCUCUCGAAAGACGACGCGCAUGUCCAAAGAGCAGCUGCACCAGCAGAUGAUUGAGCGAGAAGAGCGGCGGCUGAAGCAGCUGGAGCAGAUGCAGAAAAAGGCGGCCAAGAUGGAGGCACUGAAGAAGCCCCCCAUGACGCAGGAGGAUCGACUUCGCGAGGCUGCCAUCGUGGAGAAGCGUAACAGCAAGAGCUUGAAUCGAUGGGAGGUGGCUGAAAAGCAGAGGGAAGAGGAACGAAGGGCAAAACUAGCGGCUCUCAACCAAAGAACCCUCAAGGGUCCGGUGAUUACAUUUUGGACGGGACUGGGCGAGGCGCGACGUGUUGUCAUCGAGGAAGAGAAGCCAAAGAGGAAAAAGGUAGAGAAGAAGCCCAAAGAAGCCGAAGUUGCGAAGGACGGGGCUGCCAACCCAGCAGCAGAUAAGCAAGGCAAAGGAGAUCAGCAACAGACAGAUGCUUCAGCGAAGGUGGUACCUAGUAGUGAUGUGUAUGCCUCUGCUCUCCAGCCCAAGGCAGAUCCUACGGAGCCGCGGUCAAAAGAGGAACAAACAGCAGCAGCAACCGAAAGCAAAGUUACGGACACAACGCCUCCGGUGAAACAAGAAGACACUGAGGAGAACCUCAAACCCCAAGAGCCAUCAAAGCCAUCUCCAGACGCAUCAUCACGGCCUCCUAGCGAUGUUGCUCCUCCCACCGCUGCCACUACUACCGCUGCUUCAGGUGCCAGCACCCUCGCUGCCCCGUCGAACGUUCUCUCUCCUCCUCCUGCCUCUCCUGCAGUUACUACUCCUACUGUCGCAAAGCCAUCUGAAGAACUCCGCCAGCCAUCGAUAGCCUCACCUCCACCACCACCCCCAUCUCAUAGCGGUCUGGCUGCACCGGCGGCCGCCUCACCCUCUGGACAACCUCGUCAGAUGUCACCGUUGGCGGCGCCCGCAGGUAUUGGCAGCCCGCGACCUAUAGAGGCCAGCAAGCCAUCUUCCGUACUCGCGCCCCCUAUGCUUGCCCCUCCGCCAGUCAUGAGCAUGGACUAUCGCCCCAGCCCGGCACCGAAAUCCAAUGUCCUCGCGCUUCCAUUACCUCAGACCACACUAGCACCUCCAAUGCAGGGUCAACCCCCUCCUGUUCCCAUGGCUGGUGCUGUUCAUAUCUCAAACGAACCUGUUCUUCGACACACCGUUCUACGACCUAUCAAUCCCGAUCUCGAACCAAUCAGCAAAUCGGCGAGCCCUAGCCUUUCAGAGCCACCUUCACAGCCUGCUCCUGCUCCUGCUGAGGUACAAGCCCCUGAGACCACCACUCGCAAUGUCAUCAUCUUUCAGAACUUUGAUACAAAUGCCAUUCAAGACAAGACUAUACAGACUCAGAUCUUGUUUGGUCGCAAGAUGACGAAGCUCAACAAACCCCCUUCUAGUCAGAAUUGUGUCAUUACAAACCUUCCAGCCCGUUACCGUGACCCUGAUACUGGGUUGCCGUACCACAACGUUGCUGCCUAUCGGGAGCUCCAGCGUAUCAAGCGUGGAGAACUGAGUUGGAGCGCAAUUCUCAACGCCUGGGUAGGCAGUGAGAAGGUGGCUGCUCGCGGCGUACCAGCAAGAUUCCUCGACCCAAAUGCGCCGACUAAGUCUCCUGAAGAGCGGGAAAAGGAAAGGUUGGCUCAGAUAAGGGCUGUUCCGCCGCAGCCUCAACCUGUGCAAGUCCAGCAGCAGCAUCCUCAACCUGUGCAGGUGCAACAACAACAUCAGGGGCCGCCGGCGGCAGUCCAUCGGCCUCAACUGCCAUUACAUCAGCAGCAGCAGGUCCAUCAGCAGCAACUGGCAAAGCCUCAGCAGCUACAGGCACCUCAACAGCUCCAAAACCGACCAGCAUCAAACCUGCAAGCUCCAAUACCGCAACAGCAGCAGCAGCCGCCGCUAUCACCCCCCAGCACGGCCCCCAAUGUUCCUCCAGCAUUGGCUCCUCCACAGCAAUCCCCUCUCAAAGUACCAGCACCACAGCCGGCGCAAACAUCACCGCCUCCGGCUGUUCAAAGCCCUGCUCAAGCAGCAGUCCCCUCUCCUCAACCUCAACCCGCAUCUCAACCUCAACCCCAAGUUCAACCUCAACCUCAACCCCAAGUCCAGCCUCAAAAAGAACCUACAGGUGCGCCGCAAGUGCCCCCUAUUCCACAACAAGCGGUGCAGGCAACGACCACUUCGACUCAAUAA
Molecule: messenger RNA, 2787 nt
Organism: Trichoderma breve
Lineage: Eukaryota; Fungi; Ascomycota; Sordariomycetes; Hypocreales; Hypocreaceae
Product: YL1 nuclear protein domain-containing protein
Exons: 3
Coding region: 1-2787 (928 amino acids)
Biological process (GO): chromatin remodeling; regulation of DNA-templated transcription
Cellular component (GO): nucleus
Molecular function (GO): ATP-dependent H2AZ histone chaperone activity
Source: RefSeq, a predicted model, not a curated record